Paramecium tetraurelia is the source of this 1155-nucleotide messenger RNA. RefSeq lists its product as uncharacterized. The transcript has a single exon. The record is from RefSeq and is a predicted model, not a curated record. NCBI's taxonomy places the organism in Eukaryota, Ciliophora, Oligohymenophorea, Peniculida, Parameciidae.
AUGUUCUAUGAUAAACUGUAGAUUCAAUAAUAAGAAUAUAAUUUAUUGUAUAAUGAAUAUCAUAAGCACAAUCCAAAUUGGAAAGUAUUAGCUUAGAAAUUGGAAAUGGGAGCAAAUGGACUGAAAUUAAAGAUUGAGUGUGCAGAGAUACUCUUUAAGAUUGGAAAUCUAUCGAAAUUAUGCUAAAAUUUUUAUAAUCAAAAUACAGGAACAAAAAAAUCUGAUAUCAGACUGAAAAUCAAAAUCAAUACUCCAACUUAAUCCCAAACAAUAGAAGAGGAAAUCAAAUCUAUUGAAGUUAAGGCUAAAUUGCAAGAAAUAAUUUCUGUUAGAAAUGCAUCAGAAAAUACAAUCAUCUAACUCGAAUAAAUAUAAUCAGAUUCAGCUCUGAUUUUAUUUGAAAACAAUUUGUUGCUUAAUUUCAAUUUAAAAUCACAGUGCAUUAGGUAAGAAAUACAAUGCAAAAAAUUUGAUUACUUUGACAAAAAAGUUGUAAUCUAAAAUAAUAAUCUGCUUCAAUUCUAUCUCUUUGAGCCUACAAAGAAGAUGCUUGUUGAAGUUAGAGAUUUGUAAGUCUUAGAUGCCAUUUGGUUCAAGUUAAGAUAAUUUGAUUUGAUUUACCAAAGUUCUAAUUUGCAUUUUUAUAAAAAAUCACUCCAAAUCAAUGAAGAAGUUCAAAUACUUUAAUGGAAUUCGAAUAUUAAGACGAUUAAUUUUAUAUUUCAAAAUAAAUUAGCCUUAUUCUACCAAAAAUCAUUUAAUGUCUAUAGUCUUAAUAAUUUAACCUAAAUCGAAUGGCAUUUAAAUAUCAAUGAGAAUAUUUAAGAAAUCAAAUAGAAUAGCAAUGAUUAUUUAGUAUUGAUUGGUAUGACUCAGUUGUAUAUGGUAUCAAUUGAGAAGAAAUCUAUAGUGAAAAAAUUCACCUUCGAACAACCAAAUUGCUUGAUCAUUCCUAGUCCUGCAAUUCCAUACUUGUUCCUGAUUGCAAAUAGCGGAAGUGUCUAUUAAUCAAAAAUCUAUUUUCACAACACAAAAUAAAUAUUAUCUAAUAUUGUAAGUCAACACCCCACCGCUAUUUUCAUGGAUGAUCAAACUAUAUUGAUAGGCGAUGAUUUGGGAUUCCUCCAAAGAUUUAAAUACUCCUUAGGAGAAUGA